Cooperia oncophora is the source of this 945-nucleotide messenger RNA. Lineage: Eukaryota; Metazoa; Nematoda; Chromadorea; Rhabditida; Trichostrongylidae. The record is from the annotation of a GenBank genome assembly.
AUGGUUCGGGCUUUGAUGUCAGUGAAAACGCCCUAUGCUUCUAUUAUAAGGCCAUCGUCUAAUGCCAACGAUAUACGAUAUCGAGAUGAUGACUUCUACCGCGACAACCACAUCCUGAUCAAGACGGGCACUAAGGUUGGUGCGAUUGACACCAAAAGGCAUAGCGUCGCUAUGUCCACCGGGAAAAGGUGGCGAUACAGCAAGCUUGUGUUAGCUCUCGGCGUUGUACCAAAAAAGCUACGAGUUCCAGGAGCGGACCUCAAGAACAUCUACACUCUUCGUGUUGCUCAUGAAGCCAACGAAAUCGCUGAACAUGCUAAAGGAAAGCGGGUAGUCUGUAUAGGAGGAUCUUUGUUAGCAAUGGAAAUAGCAGCUACACUGAGCUGCAGCUUUGAUUCUUCGGUUACGGUCGUGUGUGAAAAGGAAGAGCCUCUGCCCUCUCUGGGAGCGGAUAUCGGUGCCGCCGUCAGGAAGGCAAGUGGGAAUUUGAAAAUCCAGCGUGUUGCGCAUUUGUUUUCUGAUGGACUUGACCUCUUCUAUCCUCUUGGUUGGAUUCCAAUCUUCUUACUGCUUCAGCGUUUUCAAGAGAGAGGAGUCGACGUGUUGGUGAAUAAGACCGCAAUGUCUUUCACAGGACAAGAUGCAGUGAGCGGGGUGGUGUUAAAGUCUGGUGAAACCCUGCCAGCAGACGUAGUUGUGGUUGCAGUUGGUGUGCAACCUCCAACGGAUUGGCUAAGAGGCACUAAUGUGGAAUUGGACGAAGACGGCUUCAUCAAGGUUGACUGCAACUUCAAGACAACCGCCAACAACGUGUACGCGAUUGGAGACGUUGUCAGCGCCCCUCUGCCUCUAUGGAACAUUGAUUCUAUCAAUAUUCAGCACUUGCAAACGGCGCAGACUCAUGGGUCCAGAUUACGAACACUUAGUACUGGCCUCAAUCUAUGA